AUGGCUUUGAAAAGAAUAUAAAAAGAGAAAACUUAAUAUUUACAAAAUUAAAUGUAAGGAGUUUCAGUCAAAUUUGAUGAAUCAAAUCCUUAUUAGCUUUACUUUACUAUCGAAGGACCUAUUGAUACUCCUUAUUAUGGAGGUUAGUUUAACUAUAAAUUAAUCUUUCCACCAGAUUACCCUUUCAAACCUAUGAAAAUAACUUCUCUACAAAAAGUAUAUCACUACUCAAAUUACACUUGUAUUAUUGAAAGAUGUAAUUGUUGUUCUCCAAAAAAUUUGUAACUCCGCAAGGAAGAUUGGAGUUAUGAAUUUACUUUCUAUAGCUAGAUAAAAUCUAUAUAAUAAUGCUUUUAUACUGAAUAAUUUACCUAAUUAGAAGAGGUAUGCACAGAAUAAUCUAAGCUUUAUAAACUUAACAGAGAGUAAUUUAACUUUAAUGUCAAAAGUUAAAUUGCCUCAGAAAAAGCAAAAUAAUAAAUUUUGUAGUUUAUUGCAUUUUAAAGAUUUAUAAAAUAAUUUAUAUCUAUUAACUCUGAUUCAGUAUUUGUUGACUUAUUUUUUUGA
Molecule: messenger RNA, 567 nt
Organism: Tetrahymena thermophila SB210
Lineage: Eukaryota; Ciliophora; Oligohymenophorea; Hymenostomatida; Tetrahymenidae
Product: ubiquitin-conjugating enzyme
Exons: 1
Source: RefSeq, a predicted model, not a curated record